Molecule: messenger RNA, 1614 nt
Organism: Mus pahari (shrew mouse)
Lineage: Eukaryota; Metazoa; Chordata; Mammalia; Rodentia; Muridae
Gene: Saxo5
Product: testis expressed 45
Exons: 9
Coding region: 89-1591 (500 amino acids)
Source: RefSeq, a predicted model, not a curated record
GGGAUGACCAGGGCUAGACAGGAUCAGAGGGACCAGACAGGAGCCGUUCAAGAUCCAUUAACCCAGUAAGGUAGAGCGGGGCCUCACGAUGCCUGUGUGCCCGUUGUCCCUGGAGUUCCUCAAGGCCUCACACUUCUCUCUGGGUCCUGAUCCGCGGCUGCAUGAGGGCACUAUGCAGUGCACAUCGCACAGGGACUUCCCAGCCUAUUCCGCUGUCACCUUGGUCCAGCCCCCCUCGUCACCACCACAGCAAGGCACAGUCUUCCAAAGGGAAGCGCGGUGGGCUUCCCAGAAGCGUGUAUCGGAGAUGCGCCGCGCGUUCUCCCCACCGCCCACGUUACAGUCACAGGGUGAGCUACAAGAGCGGGCAACUGAGCACUCGCGAGCCAUGCAGAUAAGCAAUCUGCACUUGCAAGCCGAUAUGCGUCCUGUCCUCAACCUGUCCAUCGCACGUGCUGACUACGGCUGGCCAGAGCUACCACCGAGCGCCCGCCUGGACAUCCGAAGCGCGCGCCUCCUCUUUGACCGGGAUUCGAUGCCCUCGGGGGACAGGAAGCAGUUGCGCAUGCCGCUCACCUCGUACCAGGCAUACUAUCCGCCCUAUGAUGCCAUCACCCCUCAGCCCUGUGUGCCCUGCAGCCAUCUAGGAGGUUCUAACACCCUGAAGUGGAACUACAAGGGACAGCAAGACACCUCCUACAAGAAGCACUUCCAAGCUCUCCCAAGCCCACCAGCCUUGAUGUGUAAGAGGGCCUCCUCCAGUGUAAACCUAGGAGACAGCAAGGUUGGCUAUAGUCCCCUGUGCUCGCUGGUGAAGCAGACCUACACACCUCAGGGGCUGUCCCCAUACAGGUAUGACAAGGUCCAGGCCGCAGCCCACAUCCACCAGGUGAACGUUGGUCCUGGAGACCGCCUGUUCCAUGACAGAACUACCAUGAACGACUAUUUCUACUCCAAGGAGCCAGAGCCUUUUGUUCUUCACCAUGAUAAGACUCCGGAGUCAAACAUCCUGAAAGGAAACUGGCGCCCUGGCCCUGGCAGCCUCGAUACCUCCGCAAAGUUCUUCUACGGUGAGCCACCUCCUGCGACACAGCCUCCAGGCCGACAGGUGUCCCAUGAGAAACUGAAGGAUCACAUAGUCUUCGGAGACUCAAAGCUGCUCGGUAACUUCUUCCAAACCUCCAUGAGCUCAGACUACUGCCCUCCGACUACCACCCUAAAACAAAGAACCCCCAACUUCUCUUUGUUGGAGAGUAACCUCCCUGAGGGCACAGGUGAAUUAGACUUUUUAACCACGAACCAAAUGAUGAUGAAGCCGCAUGGAAUAGUUCGAGCCUCUAUCACUGAAGAUUUGUUACGGAAGUGCAAAUACAGCCACAUAGAGCCCCCACUGGGCAGACAACGUUUCUUCUCUACACAGAAUCAAGACGAGUAUCCCUUCAAGUACCAGGGUCCAUUGGUACAGAAGCUAAGUAGCAUGCUUGAGAGCCAUCUGCCAAUGGGCACGCCCAAGUACCUUGGCUGCUGGCAUGAGAAAGUAGACCCUCGGGGCCCCCAGAUCCCUAUGUAUCCUUGCCUGAGCCAGCAAUAAGUGUCACUUGAUUGUCAAAUUGA